Molecule: messenger RNA, 2885 nt
Organism: Xenopus laevis (African clawed frog)
Lineage: Eukaryota; Metazoa; Chordata; Amphibia; Anura; Pipidae
Gene: fundc1.L
Product: FUN14 domain containing 1 L homeolog
Source: RefSeq, marked provisional
GCAAUCAACACAAAGCCCACCUUUAGAAAUACAGAUUGGGGAAGGGAGAGCAUAGGAAAGAAAAACUUUAUUUCAUAAAUUGUAUAGUCUGUUUUAUUGAUAAAAUAAAUCUGGUAUUAUAUUUUUGUUCACACUAGAAUCCCUCUUUAAGAAUUAUUUAAAAUACAUGAGCAAAAAGAGUACAAACAUAUUCACUUGUUCAGGAGCACAGCACAAAUGGAUACAGGUAGUUAAUAUAGAUGGUAACAUUUUCUCAAUAUAUGUUUGUUUUUUUGUUUGUUUUUUUUAUUUAGAACCCAGCAGUGACGAUGAAUCAUAUGAAGUGUUGGACUUAACAGAGUAUGCCAGACGUCACCAUUGGUGGAACCGCUUGUUUGGGCGUAAUUCAGGGCCACUUACAGAAAAAUAUUCUGUAGCUACACAAAUUGUAAUUGGAGGCGUGUCAGGCUGGUGUGCUGGAUUUCUGUUUCAAAAAGUUGGCAAACUUGCUGCAACAGCAGUAGGUGGGGGUUUCCUUCUCCUUCAGAUUGCCAGUCAUGGUGGAUAUAUACAAAUAGACUGGAAGAGAGUUGAGAAAGACGUGAACAAGGCUAAAAGAAAGAUUAAAAAGGAAGCAAAUAAGACACCUGAAAUUAACACUGUAAUUGAAAAGUCUACUGACUUUUUUAAGAAAAACAUUGUUGUAUCUGGUGGAUUUGUGGGUGGGUUCUUAAUUGGCCUUGCCUCUUAAAGAACUACAGGAACACAGAAAAAUGGAGCUGAGAAUAUGGACUUGGGUGGAAAGAAGACACUUUUUUUUUAACUUUUAGGAUGUUCAUGGCAUAUGCUUAUAUUCAAAGAGGUCAUGGCAUUACUGAGUGCCUAAUCUGUAUUGAUGGACUGUUUUUUGGCUAGUUCAUGUAUGCGUUUAUUCUUUGCACUACUGUUCUUAAUAUUGAUGUUUUUUUAGUUUCUGAAAAGUUGGUGUGUUGCAUUUGGUUUUAUUAUGUGUUUUUGUCAUGAAAGACCCACAAAUAUUCAUGAUUCCCGUACUCCAUAAAUUUGCAUUACAUAUUUAACAGUAUGUUUGUUUUUCUGAGAAGUGCCAAAACAAUGUACUGUAACUGGCAAUCAAACCUGGCAGUGAUUGUUAUUUAAAAAGGAAAAUAAUUGAAUCUUGUGCAAUAUAUAGAUUAUGAAGAAAUAUAUAAGUAGCAAAAAUCCACUUGAUGGUAUUGCACGGUGUAAGUCUUCUUUAGAGUGACAGAAAAUAUAGGUUGCAUUGUUAAAACGUAUGUGAACAACACAAAUGAUUAAAAGGCAAUUAUUCUAAUUAUAUUUGCAUUAACACAAGAGGUUUUAUUGAUGAAAGAUCUGGAUGUGAAUAGAAUUAAUGCCCCAUAUCCUGAGACGUGUCUGAGAAAAUAGAAGCAAAUCAAAGCUGUAAGAUUAAAGUACUUGUUUUAAAUUAGAUUUGAGUAGCAGUCACUGGAUUUUUUGUUCUAUUUAUAGAAAACACUUUACACUAUGAUAGUCUUGUGUCUUCACUCAAACAGAAGUCCAAAUACACCAUAAUCUGAAAUUCGUACUGCAUCUGAUAUACUUGAGCCAAAGGUAGCUUGUGUGGCUCCCCUACAUCUGAUUAUUAAACAUGCCCCAAGGUAUCUGCUCUACUGUGUCUAGGGUACAUACUAUAUGUGGAACACAGCUGCAUCAGCUUGGAAAGCAUUGAUUUUUACUGAUAUUGUGGUUUUCAAACUGGAAAUAUAAAAUAAUAGGCCCCAAUGUAUGUUUUUACUAUUGCAUUUAUACAACUUCUGGUUAAAGUGUUCUCAGUGAGGUAGCGAUCCUUUAAGUAGUAUAUCCCAGGCACAAUAUGCCCUGAGUUUUCAAUUAAAUAAAUGCAUACUUAACCAUUCAUGGUCUACUUUGUCUGAACCAGGUGCAAUGACCCCAAGCCCUUAGUAUAAGGUACAGUCUGAUACAUGGAAAAUAAGAAUUAGUUGCAUUACACUAAAGUACCCCAUUUUUCAAACAGAAGCAAUUAACUUAUCGGUGCCCAUAAAAAAAAUAUUAUUAUUAGAGAUGCACCAAAUCCAGUAUUCUGUUAGGAUUCAGCUUUGUUUUUUUUUUUUUUUUUUCAGGAUUCCGAAUCCUUGUGCUUGACCGAACCAAAUCCAAAUAGUUAAAAUCAUGACCGCUGACCCUGAUUUGCAUAUGCAAAUUAGGAUUCAGAUGCAGUUUGUAUUCGGCCAAAUCUUUUACAAAGGGUUCGGACCAAAUCCCAAAAUAGUGGAUUUGGUGCAUCCCUACUUUUAAUAUUUAAUUCCCAACAAUAUUAUAUGAUUCAUUCAUGGCAUACAUUGUCGUGAUUUUCAUGCUUUAUACUCGCUUUCCUGUUUCUUGAUAUUUCCCUAUACAUCAAUUUGCCAGUAGUUCAUUAUCUGCUCUACUUGGUGCAGGGGAAUAUAAAAGCCAAUAAUGUAAUUCUAUUUAAUAAAUACAAUGGGACAAACAGCAGGAUCCUGUGCCCCAUUUAAGAAUUCCACAUAGCAUGAUCAAACAUCUAGCCCUUGAGAAAGCAGAUCUUUGAAUCAUGUUGGAUAAGUAAAACUGCAGUACAACAGAGACCGGGCCAGUGGCAAAGCCCUUUGACUGCCUUGCAUAUACAGCAACGCUCUCAAAGGCCUUUAAAAGUAUGCUUUGAUCUUCCUUGAGAACUUCAUAUGAAUGGAGAAAUUUAUAUGUACACCCACAGUAUGUUCAGUUUUUUGGUAAUGCCUAGCUUUGAUACAGAAGUACUGUACUAGUGUGUCUGUAAAUUCUACAUUUCUCUGUAAUAAUAAAAAGUACCUUGUACUUUAUCCCAACUAAGAGAUAAUUAAAACAUAAUGAAGGCAAAACAA